CCGUACCUCCCUGAGUGCUAGUCACCUCUUCACUUCAGGAAUUCGCUCUGCGAAAGCAGGUCCAAGAGUCGGGAUGCUCCCACUAAAUGUGGAUAUGAAACCUGCAGCACACAAAGCUCAGUCUAAUCAAAGUUUCCGAACUACAGGAAGCCCCGUCAACCUUGGCGAAACAGAAAGAUAUCCUGUCAUGUGGAGGCCAUGGGUUCUGAGGCACAGAGAAGCUGGAAAACGGCAAGAAAAAUCUGAAGCAGAUGGGAUGGAAUCAUUCAAUACACAGAUGCCUAAAGGUGCCCUGGGAUUUCAACAUCCUGUCAGGCUCUGCAUGCCAAAAUCCAGGACGCAGGAGUACCUGUCUCAUCUGGGACAAAAGGUUCUUGCCAGUUUCCCUAUUCAGGCUACCCUCCACUUCUACAACGAUGACUCUAGCUCUGAAGAGGAGGAGGAGGGGGAGAAAGAGGCAGAGGAAUGUGAUAUGGGGGAAACACGACUUCCUGCGGUCCAUGUGGAGAAAACUUUUCAAGUGUGUUCAUGCAGUGCUGAACGCUUGAGAGACAGCUGUGACCUCUGCUCAGUCUUUUCAUUUUAGUAUUUUUUCCUGGGAAAAUAGAUGUUUAUAUAUCCAAGUGCAUUUUUGUGUACAGUGUCACCAAAAGCACAGUGGGAUUAUUAUUUUCUAAAUGGUUAAGAUUUAAUAUUUUAAGUAGAUAGUAGAUAUUUAGACAUUUCAAAACAUGCUGACUAUGCGUCACAUUGAAAUACAUUCCUCAUAUAUGAAAUGUGAAUGUGUACCUGCUGUUAGAUUUAGUGGUGUGUUUUCCAUAUUUUUAAAGAAUAAAGU
Anguilla anguilla (European eel) is the source of this 838-nucleotide messenger RNA. RefSeq names its product ripply transcriptional repressor 3 (gene ripply3). The coding region runs from base 74 to 586 and encodes 170 amino acids. Gene Ontology annotation, biological process: embryonic pattern specification; negative regulation of transcription by RNA polymerase II. NCBI's taxonomy places the organism in Eukaryota, Metazoa, Chordata, Actinopteri, Anguilliformes, Anguillidae. Gene Ontology annotation, cellular component: nucleus. The transcript has 4 exons. The record is from RefSeq and is a predicted model, not a curated record.